Molecule: messenger RNA, 276 nt
Organism: Vitis vinifera (wine grape)
Lineage: Eukaryota; Viridiplantae; Streptophyta; Magnoliopsida; Vitales; Vitaceae
Product: auxin-induced protein 15A-like
Exons: 1
Coding region: 1-276 (91 amino acids)
Biological process (GO): response to auxin
Source: RefSeq, a predicted model, not a curated record
AUGGGUAUUCGUUUGCCCUCAGUGAUUACUAAUGUGAAGCAAAUCCUUAAACUGCAGAGGGAUGUUCCAAGAGGACAUCUAGCUGUUUAUGUGGGAGAUAUCGAGACGAGGAAGCGAUUUGUUGUCCCGGUAUCUUACUUGAAUCAUCCUUCAUUCCAAGACUUGUUGAGGCAGGCAGAGGAAGAGUUUGGAUUUGAUCAUCCAAUGGGAGGUCUUACAUUUCCUUGCAAAGAAGACACUUUUGUUGAUCUCACUACUCAAUUGGGUGCCUCAUAA